This is a messenger RNA of Octopus sinensis (East Asian common octopus), 2314 nucleotides long. RefSeq names its product cerebellin-3-like. NCBI's taxonomy places the organism in Eukaryota, Metazoa, Mollusca, Cephalopoda, Octopoda, Octopodidae. The transcript is spliced from 2 exons. Gene Ontology annotation, molecular function: protein binding. Bases 291 to 1049 code for a protein of 252 amino acids. The record is from RefSeq and is a predicted model, not a curated record.
GAAUAUGUUAAGGUGUUUGCGAGUAAGCGGUUAUAAUCUAUUUAGGUGGCAUUAAUCACAGAUGACAGGUGAAAUAGCUAAACAUAGAUUUGUGUAUGUAUCGGAAGAGAGUGGAUGGGAAAGAAAUGCUGGUAAAUGUUUGGAUAAAAUGCUGACACCAACCCCAUUCCUCAGAAAAAAACUAAUUGUCCCUUUUUGGCGAUUUGUCACGAUUUAAAUUGCCAAGAGCCUAGUGAAAGGACUGCAGAUAGUCAUUGCUUCUCCAGACAUUGAAAUCUUAAGAGCUCGGUAUGUCUUUAACAACGAUUCUCUUCACAGCUUUGCUGGGAACUUGGCAGACAAGGUCUGCGACGUCUUUGGGAGCGAACGACAUCAGUAAGAUAAUCCAUGGAGUAGAUUUCAGAGAAUCCACGAAACCUUUUCUCAAGAAGUUACCGUUUCUCCCGAUGAGGGUCCAGCUGAAUUGUUCUUGCGCACGGGAAAUCGAAGAGAUCCGAGACCAACUUAAAUAUGAAGUGUCGCAACGUAUUGAAAUGCUCGGUACCAUCGAGUUGUUUAUUAGCGAAAUAUUUAAUCUGAAGACCCUCGUCAACUCGAAGGUCGUUUCUUCACCAGUUGAACCUAAUACAAUCCAAGCAACAGCGGCCGCAGAAUUUGAGGAAAUAGCUUUCAGUAGCAGACUUAGUCAUCACUUAACAAACUUGAAGCCAGAUCAAAUAGUCAUUUUUGACCAACUUCUUACAAACAUUGGAAGUGCUUAUGACCACACAACUGGAAUUUUCAAUUGCCCCGUAUCAGGAACUUACCAAUUCUUUGUGAAAAUCUUGUCGGGUUUCAAUGACAAAGUGGAGACUGCACUUAUAGUGAACACCAUUGAAGUGACCCGACUCUAUUCUGGUGCCCAACAUGCCCAUGGGUCCAGCACUGCUCCUGUUAUCAUCUUGUUGGAAAAGGGGGACCAAGUAUUUGUAAAAGCUCUUUAUCAGAAAUCCAGCCAUGUUCAUGGUGUCUACAGUACAUUUAGUGGAUACCUUCUCAGACCUAUCUAAGCCAAUCUAUUUUCUAGCUUGUCGAGAUUAGAUUUACAUUUUCAGGUCCACAGAACACAAACUUCAUUUACAUUAAAAUCACUCAAAAACAUAGCUUGGUCAUAAUAGAAGUCCUCUAAAACUUAAACACUCAUAGAGCAAAAAGUAAGCUUUCGUCUAGUUAAAUCCACAUGGCGGUUUCAAUCCUUGCUCAAAGCUAUUUCGUUUCACUUAUGUUGCUAUUAAUGCCCACAGGAAAAGAUUCAGGGUCACAAAUUCUCUUUUCCUGAAACAGGGUUUGGUGCUUGAUCAAAGGAAACCUAUAGUUUCGAGACUAGUUAUUAUUAGUUAAGCUAGCAUGGUCAGAUUAUAAACUGCUUCUGUUUUAGCCCUGCUAAGUUUGAAUAGCUUAUCUCCUUGGUCAAACCUGAUCAAGUAGAUCUAUGGUGCUUAGGCUGUUGGUUUAAUGAAUGGUACUAUCUCCAGAUCUUUCGUUCCAGUUGUGAUACUCUUCCAAAACUAUAUUUUAAAGGGAUAUAUUUUUGAGAGAUGACUGAACUGAAAAUUUAUUUCUGCUACAUGAGUUUUAAUGCACUUAUAAACUGUGCUACAGUCUUGGAGAAAGGCAAGUUAAAAAUUUCCCAAACCGGCUGAGAGCUUAGUAGCUUGUAUUGCAAAAGUUACUACACAAACUCUCAUUUGACCCAAUUUUCAUAACUGUAAAUGUUUGCCUCCGGCAUUAAGCAUAUCUGACAACACUAUAAAAUUAACAGCCAUUUUAUUAGUUUGGGAGGAAACUGGGCCCUACUAAGGUGACUUGCCAGAGGUAUGAAUAUAUUGGGUGACCAUCCUGCUGCCAAUCUCUCAUAUAUAAAAUAGAAAGGAAACUAACUGUCACCUAGAGAUAUUAACUCUUUAGCAUUCAGAUUUCUCCAUCAAAUGUAAUGCUAAUUUAUUCACAUUGAUAUGAAUUAGUCAUGCAUUACCUUGUAGCUGUGAGAUUUCAAUGACAUGAUAAUUUAAUUUUCGAGUAAUAUUACAGGGUAAGUGUGAGAGGCUGGAUAUGGCUGGUUUAAAUGUGAAAGGGUUAAAGUAAAUAGCAAAGACAAAAUGGUUUAGUGACAGAAAUGAUAUAUGUGAAAGAGAUCAGUGAUGCUCUGAUGAGGUAAUUACUCUUUACUCUUUUACUUGUUUCAGUCAUUUGACUGUGGCCAUGCUGGAGCACCGCCUUUAGUCGAGCAAAUCGACCCCAGGACUUAUUCUUACUAAGCCUAGUACUUAUUCUA